Lymnaea stagnalis (great pond snail) is the source of this 141-nucleotide messenger RNA. The record is from the annotation of a GenBank genome assembly. NCBI's taxonomy places the organism in Eukaryota, Metazoa, Mollusca, Gastropoda, Lymnaeidae.
GUGGCAGAGGCAGAGCUGGUCAAGGUGUCAGAGACUGUCGGCCUGUCCCCAGAGGAGGCCCUGGAAACUUUCCCGGGCUAUUACAUGUCAGCUGAUGCUGACAAGGACGGGAAACGUUCACUUCAUGGUAUGGGGCGGUGA